CCAGAAAACCUACUGAACAAGUGCAAAGCUGGCGACCUGAUAGAAUUUGUGUGCCAGGCCCAGUACCCACACUGGGCGGUGUACGUAGGAGACUUCCAAGUCGUCCACCUUCACAGACUUGAAGUGGUGAACAGUUUUCUCACCGACGCCAGCCAGGGCCGACGGGGCCGCAUCGCGAACCACUUGUACCGCUACAAACCGCUAAACCCCGCCAGCGUGGUACGGAACGCCCUGGAUCAGGUGGGCCGCAAAGACCAGGAUCUCAGCUGGAGGAACUCCGAGUGUUUUGCCGCCUGGUGCCGUUACGGCAAGCGCGAGUUCAAAAUCGGGGGCGAACUGCGCAUAGGGAAGCAACCUUACCGGUUGCAGAUCCAGCUGGGGGACAAACGCAGUCACACGCUGGAGUUUCAGAGCCUGGAAGAUCUCAUUAUGGAGAAACGAAGGAACGAUCAGAUCGGGAAAGUAGCCGUCAUCCAAGAAUUGUCCAGCCAUCUCCAGGCAUCCGAGGCCGACAACGAAGACGGUGGUGCUAACGGCAAGCCAGGUGCCUGGACGGCUGCUGAGUAGCAGUCCUUGCACAGUCUUGGCUGCUUAACCUUGGCGACGGAUUAAAACUGAAUCCUGCGAAAUUGAGCUGUUAUAAACCCCUUGGGCUCUUCCAUUGCAGGUUGACUCCAAUCCCAUGUGAAGGAAAGGGGCAAAGCUGAUUAAAGCAUCGGUCCUCCAGCACUUAACUCCUUUGGUGCUUGCUUCAAACCAGCAAGUUUGUACGGUUGAGGGUUAAAUCUCAGGAAGAUCUGCCUCACUCGCUCUUUUUAUGCAUUGUCUCUCUCCCUCUCUCCCUUCCCAAAUUGCACCCCUGUUCCUCCUACUUUGAGCUUCUCGCUUGUUUUAAAUUGAGACGAGGUCCAGCAUCUGUGAUGGGAUUCAAUGGUAUAGCAAGGUCAUUCCCUCCCCCCCCCCCCAUCCCUCUUUUUUAUCCUUUGGCGUUUCUGGAAUCUGUCCCCCUUUCCUUUUGCUUGUUACGGUCUUCCAUUCUUCCCGUCCCCAGAUAUCUCUGUG
This is a messenger RNA of Thamnophis sirtalis, 1062 nucleotides long. The record is from RefSeq and is a predicted model, not a curated record. NCBI's taxonomy places the organism in Eukaryota, Metazoa, Chordata, Lepidosauria, Squamata, Natricidae.